Molecule: messenger RNA, 6411 nt
Organism: Anguilla anguilla (European eel)
Lineage: Eukaryota; Metazoa; Chordata; Actinopteri; Anguilliformes; Anguillidae
Gene: vax2
Product: ventral anterior homeobox 2
Exons: 3
Coding region: 826-1725 (299 amino acids)
Biological process (GO): regulation of DNA-templated transcription; brain development; central nervous system development
Molecular function (GO): DNA binding; DNA-binding transcription factor activity, RNA polymerase II-specific
Source: RefSeq, a predicted model, not a curated record
UAGUUUCGAGGAGGAGACAUGAAUGUGGAUGUCACUGUUCUCCAGUCUGUUAGUUUAAAAUAUUUUUACUUCAUUGAUUUUUUAGUAUUAAACGCUAUACAAAUAGGCUGUUAUUAGCUAUUUCACCCGGACAUCCCAUCCCGCCCCGUUUAAACUGUCUUGUGUACGCUGACAUUUUUUUUCUUUUUUCAUUCCCCUUUCAAUUCGUUUUUUCCCCCGCUGAGAGACCGUGUAGGGUAGCUACCGUUAGGCCUAUCCCAAAAAGAGAAGACACUGUGCAGACCUUCAGAUUCAUAGCUAUAUGAACAUCCUAUCAGAACGCUGCUGAAACGGAGUCCUGAGCGGGUAGCUAAAACUGGCUGCAGCCCACCUCUACCGUGGCUUGAGAAAGUUUCUAUUCGUGGAUGUGUUGCCUUUCAUUUUAACUGCGGGUUGCGCCGUCUUCCAAUUGCUUUAUACGUGGCUAAUCAGGGAAGCACCUCCCCGUGCGCCUUACUGACAGAUCUGGAAUUCAUUGCCACUGCAUAUGUACAAUGUGCAUUUUUGGUUGAACGCGGUCCUAUAACUGGGGAGGGUACUCCGGCUUGUCCAAGGGGCCCCCUCCUCCAUCUUCUGUUCCAUCUACGCCUGCUGCUUCAGCGUCGGAUUGAGAAUCAUGCCGAAGCACUCGGAAGGAUACUCGGUUCCUUCGUGGAGCUUUGUGGCUGGUUUGUGACUGGAUGUGCGGCGAUUACCUAUUUGCAUACUCUUGUAGACCACAAAUAAAAAUUAAUAUCGUAAUUCAAAUUUGCGUUGAACAAAAAAGGAUUACAUAAUAUUCAUUCAAUGUUUGAUCAGGCCACGAGUAUGGGCGAUGUUGUCGCCGAGGACAGAAACCACCACUGUGGAUCCAACUCUCACUGUCGCGAUCGGGCGAAAGACAAAUGUCGCACCGAACUUGGAAAUCGGUCUCCAGCGCAGAGCACCAUCGACACCCCUGGGACAUCUGCAUCCACUCCGACCUCUUCCAGUGAAGACGGGCAUGACAAACUUUUAGGAGUGGACCCCGACUACUGCAGAAGAAUACUAGUAAGGGAUGCCAAGGGGACAAUCCGGGAGAUCGUUCUGCCAAAGGGUCUUGACCUCGACCGACCAAAACGUACACGUACCUCUUUUACUGCGGAGCAGCUGUACCGUCUUGAGCUGGAGUUCCAGCGGUGUCAGUACGUGGUUGGACGGGAACGCACAGAACUGGCGAGACAACUCAACCUUUCGGAGACCCAGGUUAAGGUCUGGUUCCAGAACCGCCGCACCAAGCAGAAGAAGGACCAGACCAAGGACACGGACAAGCGCGCCUCGUCCACCUCCGAGUCCCUGGCCACCUGCAACAUCCUGCGGCUGCUGGAGCAGGGCAGGCUCCUGUCGGUCCCCGUGCCCCCCAACCCGCUCCUGGCCCCCCGCGCGGGGAACGGCUCCAUCCUGGCCAACCCCAGCGGCUCCUCCCCCGGCGUGAGCAGCACGCCGCCCGGCGGGGGCGCGGGCGGGGCCUUCGGGCUCUCGCUGCCCCCCCUGGGAACCCCGCCCUCGCCCCGCCUGGCCGCGCCCCCUCUCUGCUUCUCCAUGCCGCUGCUGGGCGGCAGCCAGGACCUGCCCUCGGGGUACGGGUGCGGCUCCUCGGCCUUCGAGCCGUACUCACGGAUUGAGAGGAAGGAGGCGGAACUGAACGCAAAGAAGAGCGCGUCCUAAGGAGCCACGCCCACCUCCCCCAAACCCCGCCCCCGGCCCGCCCCUCCACCUGCUGCCUGUGUUGCUGAGAGGGAGGGGGGAGAGCCAGGAGGGAGGAGUGCUGGACUGUGGUCCUGCUUGCCCCACCCUGACCCAGCCACACACACACACACACACACACACUCACACACCUACAUACACGCACACUCACAUACACACUCACACGCACACACACACACGUACGGACGCACAAAUGCUCACAGACGCUCGCGCAUACACGUGCACACACACGCACACACACGCACUCGGCACAUACGGACAAGCACUCACAGGUGCACACGCACGCAUACACACACACAGGGUCCGGAACACGAGGCGUUACUGGGGAAGCUGCAGAACAGCCUGCUGUCUGUUUUUGAAGUGAUGUCUGUAUGUGUUGUGAGGAAGGUGGUUUGGUGUGUUUUUUUUCAUUUUGUUUCUUAAGAAACUCAUUCCUCGACAUUCUUUGAAAUAGUCUUCACUCUGCCUGUGCCCGUGGUUGGUGUUUUCCUUUUCUCGGCUGUCUUUUUCAUCUUUCUGAAUCUCUGCAAAGCUAGGAUGCAGGGCCCAAAGACCUCUCAGAGGAAGAGAAUUGUCUGUAUCUCAGUGAUAGCCUCGCAUUAAUAACCUUAUUGUUCUUACGCUAUACAAUGGCGCUGAACCCAGGUAUCAUAAAGUAAUGGCAGAGAAGAGGAAACUAAGUCCUUCAUAAGAACACAUUGUUCCCAGGGUACACGCUGACCUGGAGCAAAAACUGCAGUCCUUCCCUCUGCUAAGUUUGGCUGUUUGUUUUUGUGUGUGUGUUUGUGUGCGUGUGUGUGCAAGUGCGUGUGUGUGCGUACUUGCAUGCGUGUUUGUGUCUUUGUUGUUGUUGUAGUAUCAUAACCCAUAAAAUGUCACUGAAAAUCAGGGUACAUGAGUAAUGACCACCAGGACUUCAUUACCCAGGUUUCCUUGUGCUUAUGUGGAGCUAUCUCCUCACUGAAAGGCAGUUCUGUAUGGGGGGGGGUGGAAUAUUUCCGAUUAAUCGGGAAAUACAGAUUUUUCCGACAUUUAAAUGGUUCCACUUUUAUUAGGGUUUAUUGCUGAACCUUCUGUCCUGCUAUCAGCGGACAGAGUACAGAAAGGUUGUGAUACUCGUGACGUGAUACCCACGUGCUCCACCUCUGGCUGAGACGUGUGCGUUUUGAAGAUCCUGAUUAAUCGGGAAAAUCACACCCCUGGGUAUGCGCUGUGAACCUCUGACUCCCCUGUCCUUCCGCCAUAGUGUAAGAAAGGACUGAUAUUCCUGCUGGCCCAGACACACACCACUAAAACAUCAGGUCAACAUUGUGCCCCUUUCAAAACCCGUCCCCAAAUGACCAUGACAGCCUAUAAUGUUGGCCAUUCUGCAUUUUUGUCUCUGUAUACUAGUAGUUUUUGGUCUGUAUUUAGCACAUUGAAACCAAUGGCAGCAUUUCCGUGCACUUUGUCAGUUGCGUACUGUAUUUGGUCCGUCAUUUCAUUGCGAGUCACAAAGCUGCUCUUUGCUUUGGCACAUGCCGUGCAUAUACUCCGAAAAUCCGGCAAUUCAAUUUUGUCCCCUGUAGGGGACACGAGUCUCUGGUCUUAAUUUCAAGAACCAUAUUUUUUACUAUUCUGAAGCCUACACAGUACAAGGGACAUUCAAUAGUAUAAAUAAUAUUUUUGAAAAUAUUUUCACUGCAACAUGUUUUUGUCAUCCAAGACAGUUGUAUUGUGUCCCAAAAAAUGUAUAUACUUUUUUUUCUGCCGGUUCUCAGGAGGAUAUGCUGUCACAUCACUUCUGAUCACAAUACACUCACAACGUGCCACAUUGUGAUACAGGGCAGUAUCAUGAUUCUUGUCGUGAUACUGAUUCUCGUCAUGAUCCUGCUCUGCCUUUCUUACUACUAUUCCUAAAUCAAGGUUUUUCUAAAAAAAAAAAAAAUGUUCUUUUUGAUGAAUAUUUGUGAUUGUUGUUCUGAAUGGAAGGUAGUAUUUCUUGGUGUCCAACUUCUCCGUUGUGUUUGACCUGAAAUCUUCGACGCUCACAAACGAAUUUCCGUACUACAGCAUGGCAACUCUUCCGCGUGUCAGACACAUUUAAAGCCCACUCUCUCUCUUCUUUCUACUGUCAUUAAUGCACUUUACUGUCAUUUAUUAUUUUUUCACUCUGCAGUAUUAAAAUGUGCUGGGUUCUACUCGGAAAGGAGCCAAGAGUAAAGGAUCUUUCCCUUCCUUUUCCACUCCCAAUCAUAAGGAAAAGCAGUUUAAAAAGCAGUGAUGGCUUUUUAUUUUAGGUUAGUGGUUGAAGCAUCUCCAGAACAAUCCGGAAUCUCAUCCCGAGUGGUGGUUUACAGCUCCUCUCCCAUUGGCUGAAGGAAAAAAUAAAAAAAGUGAAUAAGAGAAAAGGUCUGAUUAAUGCACUUUUUAACCUGAAUCUCAGUGUGAGAAGAGGCUGAGCGCCGUGUGUGAGGCUGCAGAGGCGCUCUGAGCUGGCUCCUUUUGGGUUCGGCUCGGUGGUUUAUGUCCUGUGCGCUCGCUUGUUCUGUUUGUGCUGUCCGUCCGGUUGCUUUACCCCCGUGUUCUUUGGUGUCCCGUUCUGCAAAGUGUUGGUGGUUAUACUGACAGGAGUAUGACUUUCAGUGACAUCAAAGACAUCAGUGUCUUCUCUGCAUUUCAGCUUACCCCCACCCCCACCCCACCGCAUCCUCUAGUCAAGGUCUGAACUCUCCAUUCAAGCCUCUGCACCUAAUUGCAGCCAAUACCAAAUACGAAUAAGGAUUUUUCAAUGUCAUUCGCUAAAGCCACAAUAGGCCACCGCGAUUGGCGUGAGCCCUAAGCCAGUCAUAGCGGAGCGAGUGCCGUAGCACCCCACGGGUCCCCGCUGCGAUAUGGCGUGUCCCAUCGCCAUAGAAACAGUCGUGGUCUCCUCUUCGUGCCAUGGUCGAGCUGUGCCGUUGUUCAACAGUAUGUUUGAUUACACAAGCAGUAUCCAUAAUGCAAGCGCCCCGCUAUGAAAUAUUGAAGCUAAGAGGGACGAGCGAUGAUUCGUAUCUCCAUGGAAGCCCUUACAUUUUGCUUUUCUUAACUUAUACAACUUUCCAGCCCCCAGUACGCUUUUUUUAAUGUUCUUUGCACAUGAGAAGGGUUAAGCGGUCUUGGGUGUUUCCCUUGCACUGACUUUGAUAUACAGCACAGGACCGGUCAUCUUUCCUGCGAGACGAGAUCAUGUGCAUUUGACAGCAGGUUUCAGACCUUGCGCUAGGCUUUGGGUUACUCUUUCAGCUAAGCAGAGCACUCCCUAUCCUGACUACCUACCUGUAUACCUGCAUGCGCUCACAUCUGAAGCUGCUUGCUUGUAUUUGUAUUCGCAGAGGCACACUGCACGCCACACGAUUUGCACACAACAACGGAACUGAAUAUGAGUGGGUGGAGAGGUCCUUUUUCUCGGCGAGAUAUGGAACGGAACAGAUUCUCUUUCUCAGAGAGAUAUGGAACAGGACAGAGGUCGUCUUUCUGAGUGACAUAUGGAACAGAAUAGAGAUUCUCUUUCUCAGAGAGAUAUGGAACAGGACAGAGGUCGUCUUUCUGAGUGACAUAUGGAACAGAAUAGAGAUCCUCUUUCUCAGUGAGAUAUGGAACAGAACAGAGAUCCUCCUUCUUAGUGUGAUAUGGAACUGGACAGAGAUCCUCUUUCUUAGUGAGAUAUGUAACAGGACAGAGAUCCUCUUUCUCAGUGGGAUAUGAUACGGAACAGAGAUCCUUUUUUUAGUGAGAUAUGAUACAGAACUGAGAUCCUCUUUCUCAGUGAGAUCUGUAACAGAACAGAGAUCCUCCUUCUCAGUGUGAUAUGGAACUGGACAGAGAUCCUCUUUCACAGUGAAAUAUGUAACAGAACAGAGAUCCUACAUCUCAGUGAGAUAUGGAACAGGACUGUGAUCCUCCUUUUUCUCAGAGAAUUAUGGAACAUGACUUCCAACAACAACACUGAGGGAAGGGGGGGUAAGCACAAGGGGGCCUUUGGUUCCUUUUGACAGUUCUCUUUCUCUCUAGCUGUCUCAUGUUCUUUCUCCUUCCCCAUGAUCCCAAUUUUUGGUCCUAGAUCCUUUUUCCUCUCUGAUCCAUGCACAUGCCUCUGUUUUGGCUUGCAUGGAACAACUUUGAGGAUUUCCUUUUCUGCGAGAGUGAAAGUCAGGAUCUCUUUGUGAUUCUUCUUCUGUACUCUUCCUCUUCCUCCUUUUUUUAAACUUGCGGUGCUACUGUAUUCUCGGUUUCAGUAUGGGUGGAGUCAGAUGAGAUUGUGUCUCGCGGUGAUUUUUGGUGUUUCUUACACGCAGCCAUGUUCCCAUGGCAGUAACGUCCUGUGUACCUUGUCAAAUUAACAGACACCAGCUACUCACAAAGUACAAACUGUAUGUAAAUAUAUAGGUCUUUGCACAGUAUCUCCGUGUCAGUACCAUGUGGUCUAAAGCAAAAGAAAAAAAGAAAGAAUCUUUAUAUAUGCUUUACAUUUCUUUGUCUCAUUAACAAUUUGCACUUAUUUAAAAGAGUUUUUUGUGUUCUGGUUAAGGGAGCUGUUUUCAGGCUCUGGCUGUGAAAGCCCAGAUAUUGUAUAAUAUGUAUAUGUAUUUUUCUUCAUAUGCAUAUAAAUAUAUGUCUAUGUAA